Messenger RNA from Apaloderma vittatum (bar-tailed trogon), 5562 nucleotides. RefSeq names its product ubiquitin carboxyl-terminal hydrolase 24. Gene Ontology annotation, cellular component: nucleus; cytosol. The coding region runs from base 199 to 5562 and encodes 1787 amino acids. Gene Ontology annotation, molecular function: cysteine-type deubiquitinase activity; cysteine-type endopeptidase activity. NCBI's taxonomy places the organism in Eukaryota, Metazoa, Chordata, Aves, Trogoniformes, Trogonidae. The record is from RefSeq and is a predicted model, not a curated record. The transcript has 47 exons. Gene Ontology annotation, biological process: protein deubiquitination.
AAUGAUGAAAAUGGGAACUGUUCUGGUGAAGGUAUUGAGUUUCCAACAACUAACUUGUAUGAACUGGAGAGCAGAGUUUUAACAGAUCACUGGUCCAUACCCUAUAAGCGGGAGGAGUCUCUAGGCAAGUGCCUAAUUGCAUCCACCUACUUAGCAAGACUGGGUCUCUCUGAUUCUGAUGAGAAUUGCAAGAGAUUUAUGGACAGAUGCAUGCCUGAAGCAUUUAAAAAGCUGCUGACAUCCAGUGCAGUUCACAAAUGGGGAACUGAAAUCCAUGAAGGGAUAUACAACAUGCUUAUGCUGCUGGUAGACCUGGUCGCAGAAAGAGUAAAACAAGAUCCUAUUCCUGUGGGCCUGCUUGGUGUACUUACAAUGGCAUUCAACCCCGACAAUGAAUAUCAUUUCAAGAAUCGUAUGAAGGUUUGCCAGAGGAACUGGGCGGAAGUCUUUGGGGAGGGGAACAUGCACGCUGUCUCGCCCAUAUCCACUUUUCAGAAGGAACCUCAUGGGUGGCUGGUGGAUCUGGUAAACAGGUUUGCAGAGUUGGGUGGAUUUUCAGCCAUUCAGUCCAAACUCAACUCAGAAGAUAUUGAACUUGGGGCAAUCUCUGCGUUAGUCCAGCCAUUUGGAGUUUGUGCAGAAUAUCUUAACUCUUCCGUAGUACAGCCUAUGCUGGAUCCAGUCAUUCAUAAAAUGAUUAAAUAUGUACAGAAUGUAGAAGAGAAGGACUUGAAAGACAAGAGACUAGUCAGUAUUCCUGAACUCUUGUCUGGUAUCAAACUGCUGUGUAUGCGCUUCCAACCUGAUUUGGUAACCGCGGUAGAUGACUUGCGGCUGGACAUUCUGUUGCGCAUGUUAAAAUCUCCUCACUUCAGUGCAAAAAUGAAUUCCCUCAAAGAAGUAACAAAAUUAAUAGAAGACAGCACUGUAUCCAAGUCGGUGAAGAAUGCAAUAGAUACAGACCGAUUACUAAAUUGGUUAGUAGAAAAUUCUGUCCUGUCGAUUGCUUUAGAAGGCAAUAUAGACCAAGCGCAAUACUGUGAUCGUAUAAAGGGAAUUAUUGAACUGCUGGGCAGUAAAUUAUCUUUAGAUGAGCUCACUAAAAUUUGGAGAAUUCAGUCGGGACAAUCCUCCACUGUGAUUGAAAACAUACAUACCAUUAUUGCUGCAGCUGCUGUGAAGUUUAGUUCUGAUCAGCUCAAUCAUUUAUUUGUUUUAAUCCAAAAGAGCUGGGAGACAGAGAGUGAUCGAGUGCGACAGAAACUGCUGAGCCUGAUAGGGCGCAUCGGUCGAGAAGCACGGGUGGAGACAACCACUGGAAAGGUUCUGGAGGUGCUUUGGGAACUUGCUCAUCUUCCAACGUUACCGUGUAGUCUUAUUCAGCAGGCCUUGGAGGAACAUCUGACAAUCCUCAGUGAUGCCUAUGCAGUGAAAGAGGCAAUCAAAAGAAGCUACAUCAUCAAAUGCAUAGAGGAUAUUAAGAGGUCGUCCCAGCACAAUAAUCCUCAAUUUGUAUGGGUGGUGCCAGCAUUACGUCAGCUCCAUGAAAUCACACGUUCAUUUAUUAAGCAAACUUACCAAAAACAAGACAAGAGCAUUAUUCAAGAUUUAAAGAAAAACUUUGAAAUCGUGAAAUUGGUGACAGGAAGCUUAAUAUCAUGCCACCGUUUGGCUGCGUCUGUGGCAGGUCCAGGUGGACUUGUUGGAGCGACGUUAGUGGAUGGGCGAUACACUUACCGGGAGUAUUUGGAGGCGCAUCUAAAAUUUUUGGCAUUUUUUCUGCAAGAAGCCACCCUUUAUUUGGGCUGGAAUCGUGCCAGGGAGAUCUGGGAAUGCCUUGUAACUGGCCAAGAUGUUUGUGAGUUAGAUCGAGAGAUGUGCUUUGAGUGGUUUACAAAAGGACAGCAUGAUCUAGAGAGCGAUGUACAGCAACAGCUCUUCAAAGAGAAAAUUCUUAAACUGGAGUCAUAUGAAAUUACUAUGAAUGGUUUUAGUUUAUUUAAGACUUUCUUUGAAAAUGUGAACCUGUGUGACCAUCGACUGAAGAGGCAAGGAACUCAAUUGAGUGUAGAAAAACUGGAAUUAAUAGGAAUGGAUUUCAUUUGGAAGAUUGCAAUGGAGUCACCUGAUGAAGAAAUUGCCAAUGAAGCUAUUCAAUUGAUCAUAAAUUACAGCUAUAUUAAUCUAACUCCUAGACUAAAAAAGGAUUCGGUAUCACUGCACAAGAAAUUCAUUGCUGAUUGCUACACACGAUUAGAGGCAGCCAGCUCUGCACUCGGUGGUCCGACAUUAACACAUGCUGUUACAAGAGCUACAAAAAUGCUUACAGCAACUGCUAUGCCUACAGUAGCAACAUCGGUUCAGUCUCCUUACAGGUCAACUAAACUUGUAAUAAUUGAGAGACUGCUGCUGUUGGCGGAGCGCUAUGUGAUAACCAUAGAGGACCUAUACUCUGUUCCCCGAACUAUUCUACCUCAUGGUGCCUCUUUCCAUGGACAUCUUUUAACACUUAAUGUUACAUACGAGUCUACCAAAGAUACUUUCACCAUAGAGGCUCAUAGCAAUGAAACCGUAGGGAGCGUCAGGUGGAAGAUAGCAAAGAUGUUGAAUUCGCCUGUGGAUAAUAUACAGAUAUUUGCCAAUGACAGCCUGCUAACUGUAAACAAAGAUCAAAAACUACUCCACCAGCUGGGCUUCUCUGAUGAACAAGUCCUUACAGUGAAAACAUCAGGAAGUGGGACUCCAUCAGGGAGCUCUGCAGAUUCCUCAACCAGUUCCAGCAACAGCAGCAGUGUGUUUAGUUCCUCCUAUGCCAUGGAACAGGAGAAAUCCCUCCCUGGAGUAGUCAUGGCUCUCGUGUGCAAUGUGUUUGAUAUGCUUUACCAGCUUGCCAAUCUAGAGGAGCCAAGGAUAACACUGCGAGUGAGGAAGCUUCUGCUCUUGAUUCCCACUGACCCAGCUAUUCAGGAGGCUCUUGAUCAGCUUGAUUCCCUGGGAAGGAAGAAAACGCUGCUAUCGGAAUCAAGUUCUCAGUCUUCAAAAUCACCAUCCUUGUCUUCAAAACACCAACAUCAGCCCAGUGCUAGUUCAAUACUAGAAAGUCUUUUCAGAUCUUUUGCUCCAGGCAUGUCAACCUUCAGAGUGCUCUACAACUUAGAGGUACUGAGCUCCAAGCUGAUGCCAACUGCAGAUGAUGAAAUGGCAAGAAACUGUGCCAAGUCUUUCUGUGAAAACUUCCUCAGAGCAGGAGGUUUGAGUUUGGUGGUGAAUGUCAUGCAGAGAGAUUCCAUCCCCUCAGAAGUAGACUAUGAAACAAGACAGGGAGUUUAUUCCAUCUGCCUGCAACUUGCAAGGUUCUUGCUUGUUGGCCAGACAAUGCCUACCUUACUGGAUGAGGAUUUCAUUAAAGAUGGGGUAGAAGCAUUGUCUUCGCGCCCCUUCCGGAAUGUCAGCCGACAAGCCAGCAGGCAAAUGUCCAUUUGUGGAACACCUGAGAAGUCAUCGUACCGACAGCUCUCUGUGUCUGAUAGAUCCUCCAUUAGGGUAGAAGAAAUCAUACCAGCAGCAAGAGUUGCCAUACAAACUAUGGAGGUGAGUGAUUUCACUUCCACAGUGGCUUGCUUCAUGCGACUCUCUUGGGCUGCUGCUGCAGGACGACUAGACCUUGUGGGAAGUAGUCAGCCAAUAAAAGAGAGCAACACUUUAUUUCCUGCUGGGAUUCGUAACAGACUUAGCAGCUCAGGAAGUAAUUGCAGUUCAGGAAGCGAAGGAGAGCCAACUGCUCUGCACGCUGGUAUCUGUGUGAGGCAGCAGUCUGUAUCCACCAAAGAUGCUCUGAUUGCUGGAGAAGCCUUGUCUCUCUUAGUAACCUGCCUUCAGCUACGCAGUCAACAACUAGGAUCUUUUUACAAUUUGCCUUGUGUUGCUGAUUUCAUCAUUGACAUACUGCUUGGAUCACCAAGUGCUGAGAUUCGUCGUGUUGCCUGUGACCAGUUGUACACCCUUAGUCAAACAGACACGUCAGCUCACCCAGAUGUGCAAAAGCCAAACCAGUUUCUGCUGAGUGUUGUUCUUGGUGCCCAGCUGCCUCUUUGGUCACCAACCAGCAUCAUGAGAGGAAUCAACCAGAGACUUCUGUCCCAAUGUACAGAAUAUUUUGACCUGAGAUGUCAGUUGUUGGAUGACCUCACAUCAUCAGAAAUGGAACAGCUAAAGAUAAGCCCAGCUGCCAUGUUAGAAGAUGAGAUCACCUGGCUAGACAAUUUUGAACCCAACCGCACAGCCGAGUGUGAGACUAGUGAAGCUGAUAAUAUCUUGUUAGCCGGUCACUUGAGGCUUAUCAAGACUCUCCUUUCACUUUGUGGAGCAGAGAAGGAAAUGGUUGGUUCUUCUUUGAUUAAGCCAUUGUUGGAUGAUUUCCUCUUCCGAGCAUCCAGGAUUAUUCUGAAUAGCCAUUCUCCAGCAGGCAGCGCUGCAAUCAGUCAGCAAGACUUUCAUCCAAAGUGCAGCACAGCAGAUAGCCGAUUAGCUGCUUAUGAAGUGUUGGUAAUGCUGGCUGAUAGCUCCCCUUCCAAUCUUCAGCUUAUUACAAAAGAGCUACUUUCCAUGCAUCACCAAUGUGACCCUGCACUUACCAAGGAGUUUGAUUAUCUUCCACCUGUGGAUAGUCGCUCCAUUUCGGGAUUUGUGGGACUGAAGAACGGUGGUGCUACUUGUUACAUGAAUGCUGUCUUCCAGCAGCUGUACAUGCAGCCUGGUCUCCCAGAGGCCUUGCUUUCCAUUGACGAUGAUACAGACAAUCCAGAUGACAAUGUUUUCUAUCAAGUUCAAUCUCUCUUUGGCCAUUUGAUGGAAAGCAAGCUACAGUACUAUGUACCCGAGAACUUUUGGAAGAUUUUCAAGAUGUGGAAUAAGGAACUUUAUGUUAGAGAGCAACAGGAUGCUUAUGAGUUCUUCACCAGUCUUAUAGAUCAAAUGGAUGAGUACCUCAAGAAAAUAGGAAGAGACCAAAUAUUUAAGAAUACUUUUCAAGGAAUCUUCUCUGAUCAGAAGAUCUGCAAGGACUGUCCUCACAGGUAUGAGCGUGAGGAGGCCUUCAUGGCUCUUAACCUGGGUGUGACUUCCUGCCAAAGUCUGGAAAUAUCAUUGGAUCAGUUUGUCAGAGGGGAAGUUCUGGAAGGAAGCAAUGCAUACUACUGCGAAAAGUGCAAAGAAAAGAGAACUACAGUGAAGCGCACAUGCAUCAAGGUCUUACCUAGCCUAUUGGUGAUUCACCUGAUGAGAUUUGGUUUUGACUGGGAGAGUGGACGCUCUAUUAAAUAUGAUGAACAAAUAAGGUUUCCCUGGAUGCUGAACAUGGAACCUUACACCGUGUCAGGGAUGGCUCGCCAGGACUCAUCCUCAGAAGUGGGGGACAACGGUAGAAAUGCAGAUCAAGGAGGCGGAGGCUCCCCAAGGAAGAAAGUUGCCCCUACAGAAAACUAUGAGCUCGUUGGUGUGAUUGUUCACAGUGGCCAGGCACAUGCAGGGCACUACUACUCCUUUAUAAAGGACAGAAGGUAA